Messenger RNA from Salvelinus namaycush (lake trout), 7358 nucleotides. RefSeq names its product collagen alpha-1(XI) chain-like. The transcript is spliced from 60 exons. Bases 238 to 5349 code for a protein of 1703 amino acids. Gene Ontology annotation, molecular function: extracellular matrix structural constituent. The record is from RefSeq and is a predicted model, not a curated record. NCBI's taxonomy places the organism in Eukaryota, Metazoa, Chordata, Actinopteri, Salmoniformes, Salmonidae.
ACACCUUCAGUCUAAGGGCUGGGGAUAAGGGAGAGAGGAGCAAGAGGCCCAGUUUGGCUCUAAAGAAGAAACGAGUUCUGUUUUUCACUUAUGGCUUUGUUGUAGUAACAACAAUUUACCAACAACACACCGUUAUUUUUGGGGGGGUGAUAUCUGGAAGGAAAAGAACCCACGUUUUGUUCUGAAAGGCGCCCGGUUUUUUUUUUUCAGAAGCUUUGUGGCGCUGAGUGAGAGACCAUGGAGAUGCAAAUAUGGUCCACAAGGUGGAAAACCAAAAGGUGGCUUUUGAAUCCCACUCUAACCACCAUCGUCACUCUCACUGUCCUUCUGCAAGCCGUCAAUGUCCAAUCAGCUGCCCCAGUGGAUGUACUCAAGGCUCUGGACUUCCCCAGCUCCCCGGAUGGCGUCCGUAAAGCUGCGGGAUUCUGCGCUCACCGGAGAGGAUCUAAACCUGACGUAGCCUUCCGUGUGGGGAAGCAGGCCCAGAUCAGCGCUCCCAGCAAGCAACUCUUCCCAGGAGGAGUGUUCCCAGAGGACUUCUCAGUGAUGUUCACCAUCAAGCCCAAGGCAGGCAGCCAGUCCUUCCUGCUGUCUGUGUAUAAUGAGCAGGGGGUCCAGCAGCUGGGUGUGGAGGUGGGACGCUCUCCUGUCUUCCUGUACGAAGACCAACAUGGGAAACCUGCCCCAGAGGAUUACCCACUGUUCAGAUCCAUCAACCUCGCUGACGGCAAAUGGCAUCGCGUGGCCAUCAGUGUGGAGAAGAAGAGUGUGACCAUCAUUGUGGAUUGUAAGAAGAAGCUGAGCAGGCCACUGAAGAGGAGCGACGGGGCGGCCAUCAACACUGACGGCAUCGUUGUCUUUGGAACCAGGAUUCUGGAUGAAGAAGUUUUUGAGGGUGACAUCCAGCAGCUGCUGAUUGUGGCCGACCCACGGGCAGCGUACGACUACUGUGAACACUACAGCCCCGACUGUGAAACACCUCACCAGGAACAACCACAGGCACAGGAACCAGAGGAUGAGUACAAUUCGUACGACCUAGAGUACAGUGAGGUCUAUGACUACAGUGAAGGAGAAGUGGCCACUGAAACUGCCCCAACCGAAGGAGGCAAACCUGCACCUGAGGCUGUGGACGGAGCUCAACCCGAUGAGAACCCUACAGACUCAACCGUUUCAAUCCUGAACUACGACGAGGACAUAGUCGACGAUUACGUCACCGGCGUGGAGCAGGUCGACGCCGACCCUACGGCUGCCGCAGAAAUCGGCUCUGAUACCAAAGGUCCCGACCCCGGCGCAGAAUCGUACGAUUUUAAGGAGUACGAUCUGAAGGAAUACGGUGAUAUUAUCGAUACGAAACAGACGUACGAGUACGGUGACUACGGCGACUAUGGCACCGGCGAGGCCAAACCUACCUCCUUCCCGGCCCACGAGGAUGAGUUUGGGCCGGGCGUACCUGCUGAGACCGACACAGAUAGUAGUAUGGGAGGAGGCAGAUAUGGUGGAGAGAAAGGAGAGAAGGGAGAACCCGCCAUCAUUGAACCAGGGAUGCUGAUUGAAGGACCCCAAGGAGGCCCCGGCCAAGCUGGCCUGCCCGGCGCCCCAGGCUCCCAGGGUGCCCCUGGCCCACAUGGAGACCACGGUGACAGGGGUCCUCCAGGGCGUGCUGGUCUUCCUGGUUCAGACGGAGUUCCUGGUCCUCCAGGUACCCUUCUAAUGAUGCCGUUCCGUGCUGGUGGAGAUGCACAGAAGGGACCAGUGGUCUCAGCUCAGGAGGCACAAGCUCAGGCGAUCCUGUCCCAAGCCAGGCUCUCCAUGAGGGGUCCUCCUGGGCCAAUGGGAAUGUCAGGAAGAUCUGGGCCUUUGGGUGGACCUGGACCUAACGGACUGAAGGGAGACGGAGGAGACAACGGACCUCAGGGUCCCAGAGGUCUUCAGGGUCCAGCUGGCUCACCUGGAAAAGCAGGAAAGAGGGGUCGCAACGGAGCUGACGGUUCCAGGGGUAUGCCAGGAGAGUCGGGGGGCAAGGGGGACCGAGGUUUCGACGGGCUCCCAGGUCUCCCGGGAGAGAAGGGACACAGGGGUGAACUGGGUUCCAUCGGCUCUCCAGGUGCUCCAGGAGACGAUGGCCAGAGAGGCGAGGACGGUGAGAUCGGACAGAGGGGUCUGGCUGGAGAGAGUGGUCCUAGAGGCCUGCUUGGUCCUAGAGGAUCCCCUGGGACUGGUGGACAGCGUGGUCUUGCUGGGCUGGACGGCCAAGCUGGUCCCAAAGGAAACCAGGGCACACAAGGAGAGUCAGGGCCCGCCGGUCAGCAGGGCAUCCCUGGACCACAAGGUCUUGUCGGUCCUCAAGGCCCAAUCGGACCGCCUGGUGAAAAAGGACCGUCAGGUCGUCAGGGAUUGGCUGGUCUGGGUGGUGCCGAUGGUCCUCCCGGUCACCCAGGGAAGGAGGGUCCUCCAGGAAUGAAAGGAGGCGUCGGUCAUCCUGGUCCUCAGGGUUCUAUUGGCUACCCUGGCUCACGAGGUGUCAAGGGUGCCGAGGGUGUCAGAGGUCUGAAAGGCGGCGGCGGAGAAAAGGGAGAGGACGGUUUUCCAGGUUUCAAAGGAGACAUGGGCAUCAAGGGAGACAAGGGAGAGCUCGGUGUCCUAGGAGCCAGAGGUGAAGACGGACCUGAGGGCCCCAAAGGUCGAUCAGGCCCCAACGGAGAGGCCGGCCCCAUCGGGUCUGCUGGAGAGAAGGGUAAACUUGGUGUCCCCGGAUUACCCGGCUACCCAGGAAGACAAGGACCUAAGGGCUCCAAUGGCUUCCCUGGAUUCCCCGGCUCCAACGGAGAAAAAGGAGGAAGGGGUAUCGCUGGUAAAUCCGGACCCAGGGGACAACGUGGCCCAACGGGUCCCCGUGGUGGAAGAGGUGCCAGGGGACCAACUGGAAAGCCAGGUGCUAAGGGAACAUCAGGUAAUGACGGGCCUCCAGGUGGACCAGGAGAGAGAGGACCUCAAGGACCCCAGGGGCCAGCCGGCUUCCCAGGACCUAAGGGCCCUAAUGGCCCCCCGGGUAAAGACGGACUGCCUGGUCACCCUGGGCAGAGAGGAGAGACAGGUUUCCAGGGAAAGACUGGCCCACCUGGGCCUGGAGGUGUUGUCGGACCCCAGGGACCAACAGGAGAGACCGGCGGCAUCGGAGAGAGAGGACACCCUGGUUCCCCUGGACCCCCCGGAGAGCAAGGUUUACCUGGAUCUGCUGGGAAAGAAGGAGGAAAGGGUGACCCAGGUCCUAUGGGUACAUCUGGAAAGGUUGGCCCAGCCGGGCUCAGGGGCUUCGCUGGACAGAGAGGUCUUCCUGGGGCUAACGGUCCAGCUGGUUUGAAGGGAGGCGAAGGACCACAGGGUGCCCAAGGUCCCAACGGUUCUCCAGGAGAGAGAGGUGCUGCCGGUCCCGGAGGUGCCAUCGGUCUUUCAGGACGCACCGGACCUCAAGGAGGUCCUGGACCAGCCGGAGAGAAGGGAGGCCCGGGAGAGAAAGGCCCCGUGGGACCAGCUGGUCGUGACGGUAUCCAAGGUCCUGUUGGUCUUCCUGGCCCUGCAGGCCCCCAAGGCCCCCCUGGAGAGGACGGAGACAAGGGAGAGGUUGGUGAGCCUGGCCAGAAGGGAAGCAAAGCAGACAAGGGUGAACAGGGUCCUCCUGGUCCAUCUGGUCUUCAAGGUGUCAUCGGAGCUCCUGGUCCUGCCGGCCCCAGAGGAGAGACAGGGGAGAAGGGAGAGUCAGGACCACCUGGAGCUGCUGGACCUGCUGGAGCCCGCGGACCCGGAGGAGACGAUGGCUCCAAAGGCAACCCCGGACCCGUUGGCUUCCCUGGAGACCCAGGUCCCCCUGGAGAGCCUGGAGUUGGUGGAUUGGAUGGCUUGGCCGGAGACAAGGGAGAUGACGGAGACGCUGGUCAGCCAGGUCCAUCUGGUCCUUCUGGAGAAGCUGGACCUCCAGGACCACCCGGCAAGAGGGGACCCAUUGGACCAGCCGGUUCUGAGGGAAGACAAGGAGAGAAGGGUUCUAAGGGUGAGGCUGGAGCCGAUGGGCCUGAUGGUAAAACUGGACCUGUCGGACCCCAGGGGCCCCCUGGGAAGCCUGGACCCGACGGCCUGCGUGGAAUCCCCGGCCCUGUCGGUGAACAAGGACUUCCUGGUGCUUCUGGAAUGGACGGACCUCCUGGACCAAUGGGUCCUCCUGGUCUCGCUGGCUUGAAAGGAACUCCUGGCGGUAAGGGAGAAAAGGGUCACCCCGGUCUGAUUGGUCUGAUUGGACCACCUGGUGAGUUUGGAGAGAAGGGAGACAGAGGCCUGCCUGGACCCCAGGGAACUGGUGGAGGCAAGGGAGACACUGGUGUUGGAGGUUCGGCUGGUCCUCUUGGUCCUCCUGGUCCUCCUGGAAUUCCUGGACAUGUAGGCUCUAAGGGGUCCAAGGGAUCAUCAGGUGGAGCUGGCCAGAAAGGAGACACUGGUAUGAUUGGACCACCCGGAGCUCCUGGUCCUCCUGGGGACAUCAUCCAGCCGCUGCCCAUGCAGCAGGCGAGCAGGAAGAACAGACGCCAGGCGGAGGACGACGGCGUUCAGGGCGACGAGGCGGGAGGCAUGGCGGACUACGACAUGGAGGCCACAGCGGACAUGGAGGACGUGUUCGGGUCCCUGAAUAACUUGAAGCAGGACAUCGAGAGGAUGAAGUUCCCCAUGGGAACCCAGGACAACCCUGCCAGGACCUGCAACGACCUGCACCUCAGCCAGCCGGACUUCCCCGACGGUGAAUACUGGAUCGAUCCUAACCAGGGCUGUACUGGAGACUCCUUCAAGGUCUACUGUAACUUCACCGCUGGAGGAGAGACCUGUAUUUACCCCGACAAGAAGUCCGCUGGUGUCAGAAUCUCUAACUGGCCCAAGGAGGCUCCAGGGUCAUGGUUCAGCGAAUUCAAACGGGGAAAAAUAUUGAACUAUGUGGACAUGGAGGAGAACACCAUCCAGACGGUCCAGAUGACCUUCCUGAAGCUGCUCAGCUCAACGGCCCGUCAGAAUUUCACCUACAUCUGCCACCAGUCGGUAGCCUGGUACGAUGCCAAGGCAGACGGCUACGACAAGGCUCUACGCUUCCUGGGUUACAACGACGAGGAGAUGUCCUACGAUAAUAACCCUUUCAUCAAGGCCCUGUCGGACGGAUGCUCACUGAAGUCGGGCUACUCCAAGACGGUGAUGGAGAUCAACACUCCUCGCAUCGACCAGGUGCCCGUCAUCGACGUCAUGUUCAAUGACUUUGGUGAACCCAGCCAGCGGUUCGGUUUCGAGGUGGGCCCCGUCUGCUUCAUGGGCUAGGACCUGACCGCCACCCCCCGACCAGCUGAAGGACAGGGUUAGAGGGCGUUCUGUUCCAUGCAUGCCUUGUACUGCCGACUGAAUACCUGACAUCAAUCACUCACCCUUCCCUAUACUCCACUCGACCUGGCCUCCGGCUCUAAACCAAACCUGUGUUUUAUAUCCUUGAUAAGAUGAUCAGACCCCCAGUAUCAGACCAGCAGCACGCUGCCCCCCCCUCCACUCGAGAACAGCGUGCCGCCCUCCUCUGCCCUGUCAUAGAAGCAUUGUCCUAGGGGAAUACUCCUCGCCCUUGUAGGGCCAAUCACAUAGUGACUUUACCUUGUAACAGGAGGGAGUGACAUGAGGAAUAAAGGACGUUUGAUGCGGUCGACGGACAGUGGUGCACUUUCGGCAAACAGAGGGAGGAUCCACUCACACCAACGCCCAAGCCCCCUUUUCCUCUCCUCGUCUUUCCCCCUUCUCGUCUUCUCGUUACCCCAUGACCUUAUCUAGAGAGACGUUCCACUCACCUGCCUUCUCCUCCCCCAGCCCAGCCUCCCUGUCUGGUAGCUCCAGUCUCCUCGUCCCUCCCCCAGCCCAGCCUCCCUGUCUGGUAGCUCCAGUCUCCUCGUCCCUCCCCCAGCCCAGCCUCCCUGUCUGGUAGCUCCAGUCCCCUCGUCCCUCCCCCAGCCCAGCCUCCCUGUCUGGUAGCUCCAGUCCCCUCCUCCCUCCCCCAGCCCAGCCUCCCUGUCUGGUAGCUCCAGUCCCCUCGUCCCUCCCCCAGCCCAGCCUCCCUGUCUGGUAGCUCCAGUCCCCUCCUCCCUCCCCCAGCCCAGCCUCCCUGUCUGGUAGCUCCAGUCCCCUCCUCCCUCCCCCAGCCCAGCCUCCCUGUCUGGUAGCUCCAGUGUUGCUCCAGAUACAACCACAGAGGUGAUUUUGUGCGGAACACAGAACACCAAAAGGUGCUACAGAAAAAGUGCAUUUUAAUAAACUGUAAUUAUUAUAAUUAUUUUGUACAAUACUGUUCUCUUUCUGAGUCCACUCUUCAAAAAAAAAAACAUGCAUGUGUACCAAGACUCUUAAUAAAAUGUUUUAAUAAUGUUAUAAUAAAUAAAUGUUAGUAAGACUAUAUAGAAAAUACAUUUGCAAAAAAUAUAUUUGUUUGUUUUUUAAUGUCUGUUGAGAAGUAAGUACGUAGUGUUGUCGUUGUUUUUGGAAUACAAUGUUAAUAUCAGCAGUUGAAUACAAAUCUUCUCUAUUGUGUAAUUAUGAAGAAUCUCCUUUGUAAAUAUUGACCAUUAUAAAGCACUUAAAGCAUUAUUCUCCCCCUCCAAGACUAUACUAUACUCUAAUAUACUCUACAGUGAAGGGUUAUACACAUAGUAGGCCUAUAUAUAUAUAUAUAUAUAUGGUUACUAAGGGUUACUAAACCAAAUUGAACAACAACAAUAUGGUUACUAAGGGUUACUAAACCAAAUUGAACAACAACAAUCAACUCAAAGUGAGCUCUCUAAACAGGACUUGUUGUUUCAAACUAUUAAAUCAUGUUUUUCUUUCUUAUUUGUGCCCGCUAAAUCAAGAAGUUUGCAGAGUAAAUUAAAAAUGAGUAAUGUAAAAAAUGUCCAAAAAGCCAAUAGGUAUUGUCCUCUCAACUAAAGCUUCGUCUGCCAGAUAAAUAUGAUCCCACAGAAUGGUAUACCUCAAUCGCUCUACGUACAUAAAGUUGAGACUCUAUAGGAUGGAUGACAAACCUUGAUGUAUAUACAAUUAAGUUUACAUAUUUGGGUGGAGAAAAUAAAAAUACUUAUUUGUGUAGGUUCUUCACGUCCAAUUCCUAACAGUUUGUGAAUGAUGCCAAAUAAAUGAGCUCUUUAUACAGUUAAUCCGUUUUCCUGUAACAGUAAUGAGGAAAGGUUUUCAUGUGCUUUUGAUGGUUGAUUCAUAUUAAAACUGGAUUCUGAAUAACGUGUCGAUUUGACCGUCUGUAUUCUUUACUAUCUCUAGUGAUUCCAUACUAUCUCUAGUGA